AUGACAAAAGAAGACAGCUGGUUGUUGGAGAGCGCCCAAGUUUUACAUCCGCUUACACGAAGACGUUAUAUGUUCUUGUGCAACCACUGGUUUUCCCUGUAUAAAGAAGAUGGCCGAGUGGAACGAGAGCUACUUGGAGUGCGAAGUGUCGAAACUAAAUACACUAUUCUUGUGGUCACUGGGGAUCAGGAAGGAUGUGGUACAGACAGCAACGUUUUCGUUACCAUUCAUGGUCGGACUGGAAUUACGCCGCGUAUUGAAUUAGCACCAGAACUGUUGAGAGAAAAUAGCACGAAGCAUCUGCCGUUUACCAGAGGAACUAGCAGUACAUUCACUGUGCGGGCUCCCAGUGUCGGUGCGUUGACUAAAAUUCGAAUCAGUCAGAAUGCAUCGGGACGUUUUCCACACUGGUUCAUUGAACGUGUCGUUGUAACGAAUUUGGCCCAUCCAAAGUGGACUUAUUACUUCAAUUGUUCCUUUUGGUUGUCCCCAUCUUACGCGGAUGGAAAGCUCAGUCGACUGGUCAGGGGAUUCCGCGAACCAACAGGACUUGGAGGA
Molecule: messenger RNA, 558 nt
Organism: Opisthorchis viverrini
Lineage: Eukaryota; Metazoa; Platyhelminthes; Trematoda; Opisthorchiida; Opisthorchiidae
Exons: 2
Molecular function (GO): protein binding
Source: RefSeq, a predicted model, not a curated record